AUGAGCCGUUGUGACAAUGAUAGUGAUGAAGAAAUAUGCGCUGACAGAGUAUCGGACUUUUCGUAUAAUAGUGAUUCUGAAAGUCAAGAUAUUGAAGAAAGUGACGAUGAUGACAUUAUUCCACGUUCUCGAGUGUUCGUCCGAAGAAGAAUUUCUAGUAGUUCGGAAACAACUUCUGAUGAAGAAGCAGAUGAAUGGUCAUCGAUUGACAAUCCUCCAGACCUUGAAGAGUUUUUGGGUCAUCCUGGGAUAACUAACAUGGCUAAUGUUCCUGAAUCCACAGCUGAUGCAGUGAAGUUAUUUAUAGGCGAUGACUUUUUUGCAUAUUUAGUCUCGGAAUCAAACAGAUAUUAUUAUCAAAAUAUGAAUCAGUUCAAAAUAUCUCCCAAAAGCAUUAAAUGGAGAGAUAUUACGAUUCCGGAGAUGAAGACAUUUUUGGGGCUUAUUAUUUUCAUGGGACAAGCUCGUAAAGACUCCCGAGACGAUUAUUGGUCAACUGAUAUCUGCACAAGUACACCGUUUUUUUCAAAAACUAUGUCAAGGGAUAGAUUUCGCCAAAUAUGGAAGGCUUGGCAUUUCAAUAACAAUGAAGACAUCACGGACGAUUCUGAUCGAUUAUUCAAAGUCAGGCCUAUACUAAAUUAUUUUGUUGAAAAAUUCAAUAACAUUUACAAACCGAAACAACAAGUAUCGUUAGAUGAGGACAUAAUACCUUGGAGAGGACGAUUGUUUUUUAGAGUUUACAAUGCUGGAAAAAUUAUAAAAUACGGCAUACUCAUACGAAUAUUGUCUGAAAGUGACACUGGUUAUUGCAAUUUUGAAGUUUAUGCAGCUCAGGGAUUACGGUUGAUCGAAACGAUACUCACAGUAGUUUCGCCAUAUACUGAUGUCUGGCACCAUUUGUACAUGGAUAAUUACUACAACAGCGUCGAUAACACGGAAGCCCUUUUAUAA
Osmia lignaria (orchard mason bee) is the source of this 954-nucleotide messenger RNA. Lineage: Eukaryota; Metazoa; Arthropoda; Insecta; Hymenoptera; Megachilidae. The record is from RefSeq and is a predicted model, not a curated record.